CGCACGGCAUACUGUGUAGGGGAAGGUCACAGUGGUUGUUCCUCUACCAAUAUGGCAGCGGCCUUAUGUCAUUGUUACCGGGUGUGCAUGUCUAGCAGACAUAUAGUCCUAUCUGCAAGAUAUCCAUUGUCUGUGACGAAUAAUGGUAGUGUUUAUCGGUUAUGCCGACCCGCCUCAGAGUCCCAGCAGCUGCGGUACUAUGCAUCGGAAGGUAGGAGAGGAUUUCUUGCUGGGCUCCUAGACAAUAUUAAGCAAGAGCUGUCGAAAAACAAGGAAAUGACAGAAAAUAUAAAAAAAUUCAGGGAAGAGGCAAAGAAGCUUGAAGAAUCUGACGCUCUGCAGCAAGCUCGCAGAAAAUUUAAAACUAUUGAGUCGGAGACAAUGAAAACAUCUGAUGUGUUCAAAAAGAAAUUGGAAGAGUUAUCGGGCACUGUCAAGGAGGGCCUUGAUGAAGUCAGCAAGAGUGACCUUGGCCGCAAGAUUCGGGAAGGGGUAGAAGAAGCAGCCAAAACUGCCAAACACUCAGCGGAGUCAGUCUCAAGAGGAGGAGAGAAACUUGGCAAGACAGCUGCAUUUAAAGCCUUUUCUCAGGGCGUAGAGACUGUCAAAAAAGAAAUUGACGAAAGUGUUCUUGGAGAGACUGGACCAUAUCGCCCACCUUCUCGGCUAAGAAAAAGAAGUGAAUUCUCUGGAGAUGGAGCCAAAGGACAGAAGAUAUUUGAAGCUAAUGAAGAAGCUAUGGGUGUUGUGUUGCAUAAGGAUUCCAAGUGGUACCAACAGUGGAAAGAUUUCAAGGACAACAAUGUGGUAUUUAAUAGAUUUUUUGAGAUGAAAAUGAAAUACGACGAAAGUGAUAAUGCCUUCAUUAGAGCAUCACGCACAAUUACAGACAAAGUCAGCGACCUUAUAGGUGGGCUGUUUUCCAAGACAGAAAUGUCUGAAGUCCUGACAGAGAUCCUGAAAGUUGACCCGAGCUUCGACAAGGAUAAGUUCCUAAAACUGUGCGAGAGAGACAUUAUCCCCAACAUACUGGAGGCCAUGAUUAGAGGUGAUCUUGAUGUCCUUAAAGACUGGUGUUAUGAAGCAACAUAUAGUCAGUUGGCUCACCCUAUCCAACAAGCCAAAACUAUGGGCCUACUAUUCCAUUCUAAGGUUCUGGAUAUAGACAAUAUUGACCUGGCUAUGGGAAAGAUGAUGGAGCAAGGACCUGUUCUCAUUAUAACAUUCCAGGCGCAGCUUGUUAUGGUAAUCAGGAAUCAGAAGGGUGAAGUCAUAGAAGGAGACCCUGACAAAGUGUUACGGAUGCUGUAUGUAUGGGCUCUGUGCCGAGAUCAAGAUGAACUUAAUCCAUAUGCAGCCUGGAGACUUUUAGAUAUAUCCUCAUCUGCCUCUGAACAAAUCCUUUGAGAGCUGACAAUCAUUCUGGAACUAGCUUCUGUGCCUCUCCCUCAUGCCACAGAAAAUCAGGGAGUCUGAAGGGGUACUGAUAUUCAGAUUCACCCUUCUAUAAUGCUAGUUACUCAAAGACGCUAAAACUUUCUCCUUUCGUGAGAGAGUACCGUUUAUUGCCAUAUUGGUUAGAACAGACUGCAUCAAUGUGAAGAAACACAUGUUAUUCAUUUAUUGUCUGACUAGUCCAUAAAGUAAUUGUUCCUAAGCUCAAUAAAUUGAUGUCAGUGCCAUGUAUAUGGAUGUCCAUCUCCAAGGACCAAAAUCUACUAAUAUUGGCGAUGUGUUUGAAGGAUGAAUGCUCCCUAGAACUAAACUAUGUUUAUUUACUGAGACAUGUUUAAAGACUAAUUACUUUGUUGAUAAAUAAUUCCUAAACUUUAAAUGUUGACUUAAACUUAAA
This is a messenger RNA of Spea bombifrons (plains spadefoot toad), 1852 nucleotides long. RefSeq names its product translocase of inner mitochondrial membrane 44 (gene TIMM44). The transcript is spliced from 13 exons. The record is from RefSeq and is a predicted model, not a curated record. Gene Ontology annotation, cellular component: mitochondrial inner membrane. The coding region runs from base 52 to 1407 and encodes 451 amino acids. Gene Ontology annotation, biological process: protein import into mitochondrial matrix. Gene Ontology annotation, molecular function: protein-folding chaperone binding. Lineage: Eukaryota; Metazoa; Chordata; Amphibia; Anura; Pelobatidae.